Messenger RNA from Phalacrocorax carbo (great cormorant), 1828 nucleotides. Lineage: Eukaryota; Metazoa; Chordata; Aves; Suliformes; Phalacrocoracidae. The record is from RefSeq and is a predicted model, not a curated record.
AUGCCUGCCAUCAGAUCCCUGCUCUUUUCAUCACAUUUUGGUCGCUCUGAAGAGCUCAGCUUUACAAACAUGACACCAACAAGAUGCUGUGAAGGUUUGAACAUGGGCACCCAGCCACACACUGUGACCAAGACGGAGAUCCCUGACUAUGUGCUUUACACUGUAGGAACGUGUGUGCUCAUUAUUGGCUCCAUCGGCAUCAUUGGAAACCUCCUAGUGCUCUAUGCCUUCUACAGCAACAAGAAGCUGAGGACACCCCAGAACUACUUUAUAAUGAAUUUGGCUGUGAGCGACUUCCUGAUGUCGGCUUCUCAGGCACCCAUGUGCUUUGUCAACAGCUUGCACAGAGAGUGGAUACUUGGAGAUAUAGGCUGUGACUUGUACGCCUUCUGUGGGGCACUCUUCGGAAUAACCUCAAUGAUGACUUUAUUAGCUAUUUCGGUUGACCGCUACUUUGUGAUCACUAAGCCCCUGCGAUCCAUGCAGUGGACUUCAAAGAAACGGACCGUGCAGAUCAUCGCUGUCGUGUGGCUGUACUCGCUGGGAUGGAGCGUGGCUCCGCUCUUCGGGUGGAGUUCCUAUGUGCCUGAGGGCUUGAUGAUAUCCUGCACAUGGGACUAUGUAACCUACUCGCCUGCAAACAGAAGUUACACCAUGAUUUUAUGUUGCUGCGUGUUUUUUAUUCCCCUGAUAAUAAUAUUCCAUUGCUAUUUAUUUAUGUUCCUGGCCAUAAGACGUACUGACAGAGAUGUUCAAAAGCUAGGGUCCUGCAGCCGGAAAUCCUACCUCUCUCAGUCCAUGAAGAAUGAAUGGAAACUGGCAAAAAUUGCUUUUGUGGUCAUCAUUGUGUUUGUCUUGUCCUGGUCCCCAUAUGCUUGUGUCACCUUGAUUGCCUGGGCAGGUCGCGGCAACACCCUAACACCAUAUUCCAAAACUGUACCAGCAGUUAUUGCCAAAUCUUCUGCCAUCUACAACCCCAUCAUAUAUGCAAUAAUUCACCCAAGAUACAGAAAAACCAUCCACAAUGCUGUUCCCUGCUUGAGGUUCCUAAUACGACUAUCAAAGAAUGACCUCCUGAGAGGCUCCAUAAAUGAAUCAUCAUUCAGGACCUCUCUCUCCAGCCAUCACUCUCUUGCUGGCAGGACCAAGAGCACUUGUGUUUCAUCAGUUUCCACUGGAGAAGCUACCUGGAGUGAUGUAGAGCUUGACCCUGUAGAGCCAGUUCAUAAGAAAUGGCAGCCUCGCCGAAGUCAUUCUUUCUCAACAAGUGUGAGACAGGAGAAGAGAGACCUGCUCCCGAAGACCUGCAGCUGUGAUGCAGCAACUGCAGAAAAGGUUUCACUCUCUUCCAGCUGUUUGGAGAAGGUGCUUGGGUGGUCAGUCGUACGCAGUCCCCCUCCAACACUCGUGUCCAGCUCUCUGAGAGCAGCUUCUCUGCCUGUUGGUUUGAAUAGCAGCAGUGUCAGCAGAGGAAGAGACUCAAAUACUUCACAGAUGACAACUCAAGAAAGUCAAGUUAACGGAGUCCUGGGCUCUAUCAUUAGCAUCAUCAUCAUUCCUACCUCAGAGACCAACCUAUUUUGAGACGAAGAGGAAGAGACUGAAUUAUUCCACUUUCAUGACAAAAAGGGCAAUCUGCUGGACUUGGAAGGGCUUAGGUUGUCCACAGAGUUCCUUGAAGCUGUUGAGAAAUUUCUAUCAUAAUUUUGUCAAAAGAAAACUUUCCAGUAAUUAUUUUCUUGGCAUCUUCUCCACUUAAUUAGACCAAAUAACCAAAGCCUUGUAGGUUAGAUCAUCAGACUUUCUGUAUGUUUAUACAGUAGUCACU